AUGUCCGCCGCACAAACUGUGUUUAUUGAAGAGAAGCUUGAGGCUGAUUCAAAUAUAUACAAUUCAGUUUGCCCCCUUGAUCUGCUUCCUACAAAGGAAGUGUUGAAAUGGGUUAUAAUUGACUACGUUUACUAUCGUAUAUGUCUGCGCGGGUACAGUGGAAUCACUUUGUUCGAAAAGGAUCGUGGCAAAACACACAAGCACGUGGUGUUGGAUCUAAUUCUACGGCGCUUGGUGGAACGAGCCGAAGAGCUGGAACUGAAACUCAAACCACGUUUUGAAAACAGAAAGGCAAUGCUACUAUCAACGCCCGAACGGGCACAGCUGGACUUUAUGGACACCUUGGAAAAUAUCUGGGCCGAUGGGUUGGCAAACUGGGGGCGUUUCCUUGUUUACAUCACAUUCACAGCUGUGUACUGCAUCAGUUGCCUGGACUGUGGCAUGGUUCUACUAAUCAAGACAUUGGUUGAACACGCCAUUAACGAUUUGGACGCCAAAAUGGGCAGAUGGCUGUUGGCCCAUGGUGGAUGGCGUGGUCUCCUGCGUGCGGCCAACGACGUUCGGUUGAACUGA
Molecule: messenger RNA, 573 nt
Organism: Opisthorchis viverrini
Lineage: Eukaryota; Metazoa; Platyhelminthes; Trematoda; Opisthorchiida; Opisthorchiidae
Exons: 1
Coding region: 1-573 (190 amino acids)
Biological process (GO): extrinsic apoptotic signaling pathway in absence of ligand; regulation of apoptotic process; intrinsic apoptotic signaling pathway in response to DNA damage
Cellular component (GO): mitochondrial outer membrane
Molecular function (GO): protein homodimerization activity; protein heterodimerization activity
Source: RefSeq, a predicted model, not a curated record